Molecule: messenger RNA, 6850 nt
Organism: Petromyzon marinus (sea lamprey)
Lineage: Eukaryota; Metazoa; Chordata; Hyperoartia; Petromyzontiformes; Petromyzontidae
Source: RefSeq, a predicted model, not a curated record
CAUCAUCAUCAGCAGUAGCACAAUCAUCAUCAACAGUAGCACCAUCAUCAUCAGCACCAUCAUCAUCAUCAGCACCAUCAUCAUCAUCAGCAGCAGCAGGCGCCAUGAACUGUCGCUCGCAGGAAUUUGAGCUCACGUUGGAGCUGAGGCUGGUGGAGGAGGCGGCCCUGGCCAUCUUACACACGGUGCUGUUACACCGCACCACCGGGCGCUUCUCGUAUCAGCGGGAGGGGACCUACUCUGUGGGAGCCAUCGGCUGCUGUGACGUGGACUGCGAGCGGCUGGGUAGCACUUACGUACGUGUAGCCAGCGCCAGCCUGGACCGCUCCCUACGCAGCGCUGUUACAGCCUUCACUGACGCCCUCAGGGCUUGCGAGGCCUCUGCAGGAGUGGGUGUUGGUGUGUGCGGGACGCUCUCGCUGGAGUUCUAUCUCUUGUCUCUCUGUCUCUCUGUGUGUCUCUCUGUGUCUCUGUCUCUCUGUGUGUGUCUCUGUCUCUCUGUGUGUCUCUGUUUGUGUCUCUGUGUGUCUCUAGGACGCCCUCAGGGCUUGCGAGGCCUCUGCAGGAGUGGGUGUUGGUGUGUGCGGGACGCUCUCGCUGGAGUUCUAUCUCUUGUCUCUCUGUGUGUGUCUCUGUCUCUCUGUGUGUCUCUGUGUGUCUCUGUCUCUCUGUGUGUCUCUGUGUGUGUGUCUCUAGGACGCCCUCAGGGCUUGCGAGGCCUCUGCAGGAGUGGGUGUUGGUGUGUGUGGGACUCUCUCGCUGGAGUUCUAUCUCUUGUCUCUCUGUGUGUGUCUCUGUCUCUCUGUGUGUCUCUGUGUGUCUCUGUCUCUCUGUGUGUCUCUGUGUGUGUGUCUCUAGGACGCCCUCAGGGCUUGCGAGGCCUCUGCAGGAGUGGGUGUUGGUGUGUGUGGGACUCUCUCGCUGGAGUUCUAUCUCUUGUCUCUCUGUCUCUCUGUCUCUCUGUGUGUGUGUCUCUGUCUCUCUGUCUCUCUGUGUGUGUCUCUGUCUCUCUGUCUCUCUGUGUGUGUCUCUAGGACGCCCUCAGGGCUUGCGAGGCCUCUGCAGGAGUGGGUGUUGGUGUGUGUGGGACGCUCUCGCUGGAGUUCUAUCUCUUGUCUCUCUGUCUCUGUGUGUGUGUGUCUCUGUCUCUCUGUCUCUCUGUGUGUGUCUCUAGGACGCCCUCAGGGCUUGCGAGGCCUCUGCAGGAGUGGGUGUUGGUGUGUGCGGGAUGCUCUCGCUGGAGUUCUAUCUCUUGUCUCUCUGUCUCUCUGUGUGUGUGUCUCUGUCUCUCUGUCUCUCUGUGUGUCUCUCUAGGACGCCCUCAGGGCUUGCGAGGCCUCUGCAGGAGUGGGUGUUGGUGUGUGUGGGACUCUCUCGCUGGAGUUCUAUCUCUUGUCUCUCUGUCUCUCUGUCUGUCUCUCUGUGUGUGUCUCUGUGUGUCUCUCUGUCUCUCUGUGUGUGUCUCUAGGACGCCCUCAGGGCUUGCGAGGCCUCUGCAGGAGUGGGUGUUGGUGUGUGUGGGACGCUCUCGCUGGAGUUCUAUCUCUUGUCUCUCUGUCUCUCUGUCUCUCUGUGUGUGUGUCUCUGUCUCUCUGUGUGUGUCUCUAGGACGCCCUCAGGGCUUGCGAGGCCUCUGCAGGAGUGGGUGUUGGUGUGUGUGGGACGCUCUCGCUGGAGUUCUAUCUCUUGUCUCUCUGUCUCUCUGUCUCUGUGUGUGUCUCUGUCUCUCUGUGUGUCUCUGUGUGUCUCUAGGACGCCCUCAGGGCUUGCGAGGCCUCUGCAGGAGUGGGUGUUGGUGUGUGUGGCACUCUCUCGCUGGAGUUCUAUCUCUUGUCUCUCUGUCUCUCUGUGUGUGUGUCUCUGUCUCUUUGUGUGUGUCUCUAGGACGCCCUCAGGGCUUGCGAGGCCUCUGCAGGAGUGGGUGUUGGUGUGUGUGGGAUGCUCUCGCUGGAGUUCUAUCUCUUGUCUCUCUGUCUCUCUGUCUCUGUGUGUGUCUCUGUCUCUCUGUGUGUCUCUGUGUGUCUCUAGGACGCCCUCAGGGCUUGCGAGGCCUCUGCAGGAGUGGGUGUUGGUGUGUGUGGCACUCUCUCGCUGGAGUUCUAUCUCUUGUCUCUCUGUCUCUCUGUCUCUGUGUGUGUCUCUGUCUCUCUGUGUGUCUCUGUGUGUCUCUAGGACGCCCUCAGGGCUUGCGAGGCCUCUGCAGGAGUGGGUGUUGGUGUGUGUGGGACGCUCUCGCUGGAGUUCUAUCUCUUGUCUCUCUGUCUCUCUGUCUCUGUGUGUGUCUCUGUCUCUCUGUGUGUCUCUGUGUGUCUCUAGGACGCCCUCAGGGCUUGCGAGGCCUCUGCAGGAGUGGGUGUUGGUGUGUGUGGCACUCUCUCGCUGGAGUUCUAUCUCUUGUCUCUCUGUCUCUCUGUCUCUCUGUGUGUGUGUCUCUGUCUCUCUGUGUGUGUCUCUAGGACGCCCUCAGGGCUUGCGAGGCCUCUGCAGGAGUGGGUGUUGGUGUGUGUGGGACGCUCUCGCUGGAGUUCUAUCUCUUGUCUCUCUGUCUCUCUGUCUCUGUGUGUGUCUCUGUCUCUCUGUGUGUCUCUGUGUGUCUCUAGGACGCCCUCAGGGCUUGCGAGGCCUCUGCAGGAGUGGGUGUUGGUGUGCGUGGCACUCUCUCGCUGGAGUUCUAUCUCUUGUCUCUCUGUCUCUCUGUCUCUGUGUGUGUCUCUGUGUGUCUCUGUGUGUUUCUAGGACGCCCUCAGGGCUUGCGAGGCCUCUGCAGGAGUGGGUGUUGGUGUGUGUGGGACUCUCUCGCUGGAGUUCUAUCUCUUGUCUCUCUGUCUCUCUGUGUGUGUCUCUAGGACGCCCUCAGGGCUUGCGAGGCCUCUGCAGGAGUGGGUGUUGGUGUGUGUGGGACGCUCUCGCUGGAGUUCUAUCUCUUGUCUCUCUGUCUCUCUGUCUCUGUGUGUGUCUCUGUGUGUCUCUGUGUGUCUCUGUGUGUCUCUAGGACGCCCUCAGGGCUUGCGAGGCCUCUGCAGGAGUGGGUGUUGGUGUGUGUGGGACUCUCUCGCUGGAGUUCUAUCUCUUGUCUCUCUGUCUCUCUGUGUGUGUCUCUAGGACGCCCUCAGGGCUUGCGAGGCCUCUGCAGGAGUGGGUGUUGGUGUGUGUGGCACUCUCUCGCUGGAGUUCUAUCUCUUGUCUCUCUGUCUCUCUGUCUCUGUGUGUGUCUCUGUCUCUCUGUGUGUCUCUGUGUGUCUCUAGGACGCCCUCAGGGCUUGCGAGGCCUCUGCAGGAGUGGGUGUUGGUGUGUGUGGCACUCUCUCGCUGGAGUUCUAUCUCUUGUCUCUCUGUCUCUCUGUGUGUGUGUCUCUGUCUCUCUGUGUGUGUCUCUAGGACGCCCUCAGGGCUUGCGAGGCCUCUGCAGGAGUGGGUGUUGGUGUGUGUGGGACGCUCUCGCUGGAGUUCUAUCUCUUGUCUCUCUGUCUCUCUGUCUCUGUGUGUGUCUCUGUCUCUCUGUGUGUCUCUGUGUGUCUCUAGGACGCCCUCAGGGCUUGCGAGGCCUCUGCAGGAGUGGGUGUUGGUGUGCGUGGCACUCUCUCGCUGGAGUUCUAUCUCUUGUCUCUCUGUCUCUCUGUCUCUGUGUGUGUCUCUGUGUGUCUCUGUGUGUCUCUAGGACGCCCUCAGGGCUUGCGAGGCCUCUGCAGGAGUGGGUGUUGGUGUGUGUGGGACUCUCUCGCUGGAGUUCUAUCUCUUGUCUCUCUGUCUCUCUGUGUGUGUCUCUAGGACGCCCUCAGGGCUUGCGAGGCCUCUGCAGGAGUGGGUGUUGGUGUGUGUGGGACGCUCUCGCUGGAGUUCUAUCUCUUGUCUCUCUGUCUCUCUGUCUCUGUGUGUGUCUCUGUGUGUCUCUGUGUGUCUCUGUGUGUCUCUAGGACGCCCUCAGGGCUUGCGAGGCCUCUGCAGGAGUGGGUGUUGGUGUGUGUGGGACGCUCUCGCUGGAGUUCUAUCUCUUGUCUCUCUGUCUCUCUGUCUCUGUGUGUGUCUCUGUCUCUCUGUGUGUCUCUGUGUGUCUCUAGGACGCCCUCAGGGCUUGCGAGGCCUCUGCAGGAGUGGGUGUUGGUGUGUGUGGCUCUCUCUCGCUGGAGUUCUAUCUCUUGUCUCUCUGUCUCUCUGUCUCUCUGUGUGUGUGUCUCUGUCUCUCUGUGUGUGUCUCUAGGACGCCCUCAGGGCUUGCGAGGCCUCUGCAGGAGUGGGUGUUGGUGUGUGUGGGACGCUCUCGCUGGAGUUCUAUCUCUUGUCUCUCUGUCUCUCUGUCUCUGUGUGUGUCUCUGUCUCUCUGUGUGUCUCUGUGUGUCUCUAGGACGCCCUCAGGGCUUGCGAGGCCUCUGCAGGAGUGGGUGUUGGUGUGCGUGGCACUCUCUCGCUGGAGUUCUAUCUCUUGUCUCUCUGUCUCUCUGUCUCUGUGUGUGUCUCUGUGUGUCUCUGUGUGUCUCUAGGACGCCCUCAGGGCUUGCGAGGCCUCUGCAGGAGUGGGUGUUGGUGUGUGUGGGACUCUCUCGCUGGAGUUCUAUCUCUUGUCUCUCUGUCUCUCUGUGUGUGUCUCUAGGACGCCCUCAGGGCUUGCGAGGCCUCUGCAGGAGUGGGUGUUGGUGUGUGUGGCACUCUCUCGCUGGAGUUCUAUCUCUUGUCUCUCUGUCUCUCUGUGUGUGUGUCUCUGUCUCUCUGUGUGUGUCUCUAGGACGCCCUCAGGGCUUGCGAGGCCUCUGCAGGAGUGGGUGUUGGUGUGUGUGGGACGCUCUCGCUGGAGUUCUAUCUCUUGUCUCUCUGUCUCUCUGUCUCUGUGUGUGUCUCUGUCUCUCUGUGUGUCUCUGUGUGUCUCUAGGACGCCCUCAGGGCUUGCGAGGCCUCUGCAGGAGUGGGUGUUGGUGUGUGUGGCACUCUCUCGCUGGAGUUCUAUCUCUUGUCUCUCUGUCUCUCUGUCUCUCUGUGUGUGUGUCUCUGUCUCUCUGUGUGUGUCUCUAGGACGCCCUCAGGGCUUGCGAGGCCUCUGCAGGAGUGGGUGUUGGGGUGUGUGGGACGCUCUCGCUGGAGUUCUAUCUCUUGUCUCUCUGUCUCUCUGUCUCUGUGUGUGUCUCUGUCUCUCUGUGUGUCUCUGUGUGUCUCUAGGACGCCCUCAGGGCUUGCGAGGCCUCUGCAGGAGUGGGUGUUGGUGUGCGUGGCACUCUCUCGCUGGAGUUCUAUCUCUUGUCUCUCUGUCUCUCUGUCUCUGUGUGUGUCUCUGUGUGUCUCUGUGUGUCUCUAGGACGCCCUCAGGGCUUGCGAGGCCUCUGCAGGAGUGGGUGUUGGUGUGUGUGGGACUCUCUCGCUGGAGUUCUAUCUCUUGUCUCUCUGUCUCUCUGUGUGUGUCUCUAGGACGCCCUCAGGGCUUGCGAGGCCUCUGCAGGAGUGGGUGUUGGUGUGUGUGGGACGCUCUCGCUGGAGUUCUAUCUCUUGUCUCUCUGUCUCUCUGUCUCUGUGUGUGUCUCUGUGUGUCUCUGUGUGUCUCUGUGUGUCUCUAGGACGCCCUCAGGGCUUGCGAGGCCUCUGCAGGAGUGGGUGUUGGUGUGUGUGGGACUCUCUCGCUGGAGUUCUAUCUCUUGUCUCUCUGUCUCUCUGUGUGUGUCUCUAGGACGCCCUCAGGGCUUGCGAGGCCUCUGCAGGAGUGGGUGUUGGUGUGUGUGGCACUCUCUCGCUGGAGUUCUAUCUCUUGUCUCUCUGUCUCUCUGUGUGUGUGUCUCUGUCUCUCUGUGUGUGUCUCUAGGACGCCCUCAGGGCUUGCGAGGCCUCUGCAGGAGUGGGUGUUGGUGUGUGUGGGACGCUCUCGCUGGAGUUCUAUCUCUUGUCUCUCUGUCUCUCUGUCUCUGUGUGUGUCUCUGUCUCUCUGUGUGUCUCUGUGUGUCUCUAGGACGCCCUCAGGGCUUGCGAGGCCUCUGCAGGAGUGGGUGUUGGUGUGCGUGGCACUCUCUCGCUGGAGUUCUAUCUCUUGUCUCUCUGUCUCUCUGUCUCUGUGUGUCUCUGUGUGUCUCUGUGUGUCUCUAGGACGCCCUCAGGGCUUGCGAGGCCUCUGCAGGAGUGGGUGUUGGUGUGUGUGGGACUCUCUCGCUGGAGUUCUAUCUAUUGUCUCUCUGUCUCUCUGUGUGUGUCUCUAGGACGCCCUCAGGGCUUGCGAGGCCUCUGCAGGAGUGGGUGUUGGUGUGUGUGGGACGCUCUCGCUGGAGUUCUAUCUCUUGUCUCUCUGUCUCUCUGUCUCUGUGUGUGUCUCUGUGUGUCUCUGUGUGUCUCUGUGUGUCUCUAGGACGCCCUCAGGGCUUGCGAGGCCUCUGCAGGAGUGGGUGUUGGUGUGUGUGGGACUCUCUCGCUGGAGUUCUAUCUCUUGUCUCUCUGUCUCUCUGUGUGUGUCUCUAGGACGCCCUCAGGGCUUGCGAGGCCUCUGCAGGAGUGGGUGUUGGUGUGUGUGGGACGCUCUCGCUGGAGUUCUAUCUCUUGUCUCUCUGUCUCUCUGUCUCUGUGUGUGUCUCUGUCUCUCUGUGUGUCUCUGUGUGUCUCUAGGACGCCCUCAGGGCUUGCGAGGCCUCUGCAGGAGUGGGUGUUGGUGUGUGUGGGACUCUCUCGCUGGAGUUCUAUCUCUUGUCUCUCUGUCUCUCUGUGUGUCUCUCUGUGUCUCUGUCUCUCUGUGUGUGUCUCUAGGACGCCCUCAGGGCUUGCGAGGCCUCUGCAGGAGUGGGUGUUGGUGUGUGUGGCACUCUCUCGCUGGAGUUUUAUCAGCGUAAGCGCUGCCGCUGGCCCUUCCCUGAUGAAUGUGCCCCCUGGGAGGUGUGGACCCUGCGGG